Paraphaeosphaeria sporulosa is the source of this 833-nucleotide messenger RNA. RefSeq lists its product as uncharacterized. NCBI's taxonomy places the organism in Eukaryota, Fungi, Ascomycota, Dothideomycetes, Pleosporales, Didymosphaeriaceae. The record is from RefSeq and is a predicted model, not a curated record. The transcript has 2 exons. The coding region runs from base 245 to 700 and encodes 151 amino acids.
GAAGACUUGAAUGCGUUCAAUCGACUACAGUCCGAUAUACCAAAAAGGCCACCAGAGCUUGUUCGCGUGGAACUAUUCCAACUCUCGUUUGAACCUUGACAACUCAUCCAGCGACACAAGUCCCGUGACUGCACGUUGUACUGACAUGUUUGCUCGCCAUCCAAGGCAGUCCCAAAUUUGCCAAUUCAUCACGUUCCAUUAAAAAGACUCUUCACACAUUCAGGAAUUCUAUGGUCGCUUCAGAAUGACUAUGCCAGUCAUCAAGUGUAUUGCAGCGGCUGACUAUUUGGGACUUCUUCCAUGUAGCGACGCGUGCCAGCAUGAGCAUCGCAUCGGCUUAUCUCUCAAAGUCGGGAACAUUGCGUUUACCCGUCAAUGGCUUGGGGUCAGGAGCGAUGAUAACUGCGACACCGCUAUGGUUCACGUCAGAGACGCAGUCUUGUCGGAUAUGCGAGAAGUAUUGAUCAAGGCGACGAGUUGGCUCCAGCCAUUGGAGCCUUUAAAGUACAUCAUCCUACUUGAAUACCCUAAACAGGACCCUGGACUGGAAUUGCUGUACGCAUUGCCAGACCUCUGGACGAUCGACGAGACGAGGUCAAUGCCAACGACGAUCCGAGGAAAGAUUGGUCCAAGCGACUCAAUUAUAGUUGCUUUCUUCGACGAGGAACGAACUGAGAUUCGUUGCGCGUUUAUACAAUAGGACCGUCUCGAAAUAUUUCGCAAACCGCGUGCACAAUCUCCCCAGGGAAGACUGAAUAUCAUUUCUUCUAACGAAAGCGCGUGGAUUGAAAAUGAUUUCUCGAACCUCGGACGAAAGAAGUCUAGGUACAUUG